This is a messenger RNA of Bradysia coprophila, 834 nucleotides long. RefSeq lists its product as uncharacterized. The record is from RefSeq and is a predicted model, not a curated record. NCBI's taxonomy places the organism in Eukaryota, Metazoa, Arthropoda, Insecta, Diptera, Sciaridae.
AUGCUGAUACGAAAAUCGCAAGAUGAGCUACUGUUGGUUGACGAUAGUAACACCGACUCUGAAUUUGAUGAGCCGAAGAUGAAAAGUCGCGACCAUCAUGGAAAUAACAUCGCCGUACGACAAAACAAAAGUGCCGCUGCAUCAAACAAUUAUUCAAGUAACAACGCCGCAAGGAUAAUCCACAACAACAACAGAAGUACAAAUCAACGGCAGCCCCAAUUGCUCAAAUCAUCUGUGAAUGCUGCGAAGCAAACUUCAAUUGCAAAUGAUGCAACGAAAACAUCAUCCAAAAGUGCAACGACGAAACAAAAUGACAGCAAUGCAAUACGAAAGUAUCACACGGAGUUGUUAAAAGAGGAGGUACAUAUCACUGACAACAUCAUCGGUUUCUGGAUGGAGUGGCUGCAGCGCAACGAUUUCAAAGACAACGAGGAAAUAUUAUUUGUACCAUCCGUUGUACAGCAUUUGAAAAUUGGCACGGAUUCCUCAGACACAUUAAGUAACAUGGAUCUGUACAAGAAAAAGUUUAUUUUCAUGCCGAUGAACACAUUGAAGGCAGGGGCGACAUGGGACGUUUGUCAUUGGUAUUUAAUGAUAUUUUCACGUUCAGAUAACCGCUUUUACGUAUUCAACUCAAAUGACAAUACGGAACAGGUCGGCAAACUGAAUGCGAACAAUUUACGUGAUUGUGGAUUGCAUGUAUUGACGAAUGCGCAAAUUGUGGCUAAGCAUGUUAUCACCAAUGAAAACCAAAGUAAUCCGACACCAUCGUCAGCUGAUACUAGACAACAACAAGCACAUCAUCGACAGCCAGAAAAAUGUUUCGUGGCAUGA